AGGCGGUACCGCUGGUACUACUUCAGUCGACCACCGGCUUGCGAAUAAACGAGAUAUAUUCCCAAGAAAUCGAUUAAGAAUUUUUGUUUUUUUUUUCUUAUUAAGCUUCAACUCGGGAACAAAAUUAACCAUAACAUUUCAUUGGAAUACUUGCAUUUUGAAUUGGAUUUGCUUAGUGAUCAGUGCCAGACGAAGAAGUUGUUUCGAUUGAAAUUUAUAGGACUUUAAUUGGAGUGUUUAAUUCUUAUUGUUUAUUAAUUUGAGACAGGAUCAACGCGCGGUUUCCGACUAGUCUAGGCCAUGUCGGCCGAUAUUAGUGACGUGGGAAGAAUUCAAGAUGAGGACGUUUUAAAGAAAAUGUGGCAAGAAACUGAGGACUUUGGACGGAAAAAGGAAAUUAGAUCCCAUAUGUAUAAACUCCGAGAGGCACGAUUGAAGAACUUUUACAAUUCUGAAGACGUUAACACUGAAAUUCACCGGUCUACAAUAAACACUUCCUCAAACCAGAAAACUAAUAUGUCAACCACUCAUGCAGAUUCUUUGGCUGACCAAAGUUAUGUCACUUUGAAAAGCAAAGAAGUCCGAGACUCGGAAAGUCCCACGAGGGACAGCUUCAAUAAAUCAAUUGCUAAACAUCAGGAUCAAGGAUGGAACAUCGAUUCGUCUCAUGAACGGAGUAUCGAUGGGAAAACGCAUACAUCAAAGCACACUGCAACCACUUCAGGAAGUCAAAACAUUGACGGUGGCAAACUAGACUAUGUGGCAAAACUCGAAGAAAAAGCCUCAGUAUUUCAAGAUGGAGACGAUAGAAACUUUAGCAGAGCCGUGGGCACUUCGUCUAAUUCAAUGGUUCAUCAAGAAGCUUCUGGAGGAGAUGCAAACUCACAUUUUCACUCGUCAAGCAGCAAAACAUCGUCUAGUUCACGAUACGUGUCUGAAAGCAAAAGUGCCACUGAGAGCCAGAAAGCUUUGCCUCCAACUACCACAAUCACAAGAGAACCAUAUGCAACAACUCACGACGCUCAUUCCAGAUCCGUUGUUGAGAACACAUUCACCACUAAUAUUCCGAGCGACUUGAAGAAUCAUCCCAUUUAUGUUGAAGGAAAAACCAAGGUUUCACAAGAAACUAAAACUCUCGCUGAUGGUACCGUUGUAACAACCACUCGCUACGAAACAAAGGAUGGAAGUUCCACUCAGACCGCAACUACGAAAAAAUACUCCAAUGUUGCGUCGUCCCAUUCUGAGCAACGAAGCUCUUCCAGCAGAAGUGAGCAGCAAACGACGAAAAAUGUGAUGAAAAAUGAUAGAGGAACUUUGGAAUAUGUUGUGGAGCCUGGAAAAGUGGUUGACAUUGAAAUAAAAGCAAUCAACAAAGCUGAUGAUCUGCAGUUGCGAAGAGACACCGAAAAUAUUACUCGCCAAACUAAAUCUACAAGAGUUGUGCAGAAUGAACAGAGAAACAUUCAAAAUGCUGUGGAUGUUAAGGAAAAUCGCAAAGCAAUUCAAAACCAAGUUGAAUAUGUGGAUAUUCCUGCAAGCCAAGUGACAACGACCAAAACAACUAGGAUCGUCUCGGAACAUCCGCAAGAGCGACCAGCGAACCAAAGCGAUAAGCAUCAACGCCCUGAAUAUGUGGAAAUUCCAGUAGACCAAUUUACUACAACCAGAACUACCACAACCAAGACAGUGUCCGACCAUGUGCCCCAGACCCAAACGGACACUACUUAUCGUACUACGUCAACUCACACAAUUAAUCAAGCAAAGGAUUUGAGGGAUUCCAAGAGGGUGGAUGAUCAGUUUAUUUCUACAGAACGUCAACACGAAGUGGAUACUCGGGAACAUGUCACUAAGACUAGGGAGCCUCUGAAGCAAUCACCAAAAGAGCCCACCGAGCCGUAUGUUCAACCAGAUCGGCGCCACCCGAUUAAACCGGGAAAAUCUGAACUGGACCAGAAACCAAGUCCAACAGAUGGACAGUACGAUACAACUUAUCGCAAUGACUUUACCAGCAAGAAAAUAUCGGUAGAAGUGAGCGCUACUCAUGACGCAUUUGCCAGGUCUUUGAGAUCCAUUACCCCUGAGAGAAUUACAAGAAAUUCUCCCAGAACUACCAGCAAUACUUCCCUUCCUAGAAGCACCACCAGUCCUGGGAAAACUUAUCCAUCCAGGUCUUCACCCGAUCGAUACGGCCGAUCCCGUAGUCCACGGAAAUCUGUGGAUAGAUUUUCAAGCAGCGAAACCAUAACAUACAAAACCAGCAAAGUGCCCCCACUUAGCAGAUCUCCCGAUAGAAUCUAUGUGGAUAAAGAAAAUGAUACCGUAUCCACAAGAAAAACAUCUAAAUCCGAUUACUAUAGCACUGAUACACUUACAAGAAAGUCGAAGACAACUCGAGGUGAAACUGUGGUGGAUUCCAGUACUUUGACUCGUCGCAAAAACCAGCCAAGAAGUCCUUCACCUACAGGAACUGCCAGUACUGAUUUCGAGUACGUAACAAGUAGUCAGGAUGUCACUACUGACUUGGAUGAGGAUACGAAGGUGAUCACAAGAGAAAAAAGUACCAAACGAGAUACCAGACCAUCCAGCUUAGAAAUUACGACCAGAAAGGUUAAAAAAGUUACUGAGCGUUCGCCGACAUCUCCCCUGACUGAUAUUGCCAGUCCUCGCAGGUCGCCCACGAAAGAGAAAUCGCCGAGUAAAGAUACCACUUUUGAAAAGCCAAAGCUUUUGCGCACCGACACUUAUGAAGAGCACGUUAAGGAGAUAUUAGGUUUGACUAAAGACGCAAAGGAAACACGUAGAAGCAGCUUGGAGAAAAAUUCGUUAAAAAGAAGCUCAUUCAGGGAGACCAAAACAAGAACAACCACUGAGGAUGAUGUAUCAAGGAAAACCACUAAAACUGGAUCUCCAGAUAGGAGAAGUCCAGUUAAGGAAUCUCCAGGUCAAUCAAGAGCAACUCCAACAGGAAGAACUUCUGAUGUUCCAGAUAAAAAAUCACCUGGUCCAAAAGUUUCAGAAUUUCCAAAUCAAUCGCGAAAGUCUCCGGAGAAGCACAUUGCUGGAACUUAUCCCGAGAAAAAGUCACCUACUAAAACAUCGCCCACAGUAUCAGAGUUUCCAUCUCAAAUUCGAAAAUCACCGCAAAAAGAGAAAGUAGAACCCUAUCCCCAGAGGAUGUCACCAGCUAAAACAGCUCCAACCGUUAGUGAAUUUCCUUCACAAAUCAGACAAUCUCCAGAAAAAGCCGUUGCAUAUCCUGAUAAGAAGUCCCCUACAAAACCUUCUUCGGACCUACCGUCCCUGACACAAAAAUCUCCUCAAAAAGCAGUUUCAGAACAUUAUCCCGAUCAUAAAUUGCCAUCCAAAUGCGUCCCAUCGGUUGACGAAUUUCCUGCCCAGACACGAAAGUCUCCGGAACGUGAACCUUUAAAGCAAUAUUCUGAACCAAAAUCGCCUACGAAAAUUGCUUCAACAAUUUGCGAAUUUCCUUCGCAAAGCAGAAAGUCGCCAGAAAGAGAACCAUUAGAGCCCUACCCGGAGAAAAAAUCUUGUCUUAAAACGGCCCCAACUAUUUCAGAAUUUCCAUCACAAAUCAGAAAAUCCCCGGAAAAGGAACCUUUGGAACCCUACCCAGAAAAAAAAUCGCCUGCUAAAACACCUUCAACCAUUUCGGAGUUUCCAUCGCAAAUCAAAAAAUCUCCGGAAAGGGAGCCACUAGAGCCUUAUCCGGAGAAAAAAUCUCUCACUAAAACAUCACCAAAAAUUUCCGAAUUUCCUUCCCAAAGUAGAAAGUCGCCUCAAAGAGAGGUUUUGGAACGUUAUCCCGAAAAAACAUCUCCGACUAAAAUCGGUCCUUCAAUAAGUGAAUUUCCGGCACAAGCAAGAAAAUCUCCAGAGAAGGAGGUGUUGGAGCCAUAUCCUGAGAAAAAGAUACCAACCAAGUCGUCAACGACAAUUUCAGAAUAUCCGGGACAAAAGCGAAAGUCCCCCGAGAGGCAACCAUUGGAGCCCUACCCGGAAAAGAAAUCUCCUGUUAAAACUGCACUAACAGUUUCAGAGUUUUCCAGUCAGGGUAAAAAGUCACCCAAAAAGGAGAGUUUGGAGCCUUAUCCCGAAAAAAUCUCACCAACCAAAUCAGUUUCAAGAAUUAACGAGUUUCCAGCUCAAAUUCGAAGGUCUCCAGAAAGACAUCCAGCGGAGCCUUACCCCGAAAAAGUUCCAACCACCAAAGUUGCUCCCACUAUUAAUGAAUAUCCUUCACAAACUCGAAAGUCUCCAACAAGAGAACCAAUGGAGCAGCAACCUGAAAAAUCAAGGAUCCCUAAUCUAUCUUCAACAGGACCUUCUCCUGGUCAAAAAGCUCCAAGCAAAUCACCUGACCGUGCUCCUAGCAAAUCCCCAGAACGGCCAAGAGAACAAUUACCAAAAAGUAAAAAGCAUCCAACUUCAUCGAAAAAAUCGCCAAGAAAACAUCUCAGGUCGGAAAGUUCUACUUCGUCUGAAAGUGAAGAUAUCGAGGAAGUUGUAACCGACCAAACUAUUCAGUAUGUGGAAAAUCGAGUACCCAUCCAAGAACCAGUUGUAGAAAAGAAAAUAUUUACGCAACUAUGCAAAGCUGAUGAGGUCACAAGGUUGAACAAAAAAAAGACCACUCAGGAACUUAUCGAAUCAGAAAUUGUAGAAAGUGCUCGAAAUAGUGAAGAUAUCAGGAAAUCCGUGAAGAAAGAUACGCCGCUCACAAAUGGAAAAGAAUCUCCGAAAAAGCCAAGUGUGAAAAAGUUCACCACAACCUCCGAAAUCACAAAAGCUGAUGUGAGGCUUUCGUCCAACAUAAAAGAAAAGGCACCGGUGAGAAAAGCCCCGGAGAAGACACCAUCAAAGAAAGUCAUCGAUUGUUGUACCAUCAGCAGUUGCUGUCAAGUUACCAAAAAAGAAUCCCCCAAAUCUCCAAACUGUCCAGCCAAAAUCCCCACACUCAAAAAGCAGCCAGUGACCACUUACAAAGUGGAAAAAACGAAGUUUAUCGGAGCGACUGAAUAUCAACAUCAAUUUUCUAAGGUAAAUAAAAUCACCAAAGAACCAACGCAAAAGCCUUUGAAACCUGAAAAGAAAACCACUCUGCAUGACAUUGAGCGUUCGGCAAAACUUAGGGAGGACAAGUCGGUUCACAUUAGAACCAAUCGGGUUGAUGAAACCGUAACGAAGAAGAAAGUUACAAAAACCGUUCUUGUUAAUGGCGAUGCAAAUAAACCAAAACCGAAAGAAUCGCCAGUCAGAUUGACAAACUUAACUAGACGGCCUGCCAAUGUCAGUCCAAAUGCAAAGCCGGUAGCUGAAGUGAAACCGAAGCAAACCACUGCGACACCAUCCAGAUAUAUCACAAAACCUGUGAAAGAUGAUAAGCCGAAAACAACUCGACUUGUUGAACCCAAAAGACACGUUGUAAGCACUACAAUUACGGUUUCUUCCAAAGCCAGUCCGAAAACCAAACCAACUACAAAGUCUUCCGUAACAACAUCAAAAACGGCAGCAACAACAACCAAAUACCGACGUGACAAAGUCACCAAUGGCUAUGCGUCUGAUACUGAUGAUGAUUCUGUGGUGGAAAGCACUGAAGGAUCAUUUAUUGAUCUAACCGAUAGACGGGAAGAAUCUUCUCGUACUCGUGACCAAACCUUUAAAUCUACCAGAUCAGCGCCGGUCCGAGGAUUGUCCAAAUCUGAUAUGGACUCAGACAAUGAAGAAUCUACCCAAAGAGUUAUUACAACCAAGACCGUCCAAAUAACCAAUGAAGACACUCCGGAUCGUGAUUUUAUUGUUAAUCUUCAAAGGUCCAAAUCUUCCAGAGAACCUACUCCAGACAGGCUUUGCCCCAGGCCAAUGACCAGCGAUGAAGAAGACGAAGAUUCUUUGCCAGCCAGAUAUCCGGAUGAAAUCAGUGAACCUGACGACGGAUCCCUGAGAAGGAGAGCGAAGAAGUUAUCCGACCUACCAAUUUUUGAAACUGAGGACAUUAGUGAAGUCAGCAGAAUAACAGACAUCACCGACACCAAGACAAAGAUCAGCAAAGUGGAUAGAGUAGAGGCAACCGAUGAGAGUCUUCUCACAAUCAAUAAAAAAAUCGAUAAAUUCCUCAACACGGCGGAACAGCUAACUAAAGAACCCAUCAAAUCAAAAGCCAGUAAAGUGGAAAGACCUACCUUUGAGGUAUCUGAUGAUCUCAAAGAAGAUGAGUGCCUCCUUAGUGUGUCUGAUAAAGUCAGCAGAUUUAUAAACACUGCUGAUCAACUCAAUACGAGCAGUUUGCCUGAUAGGCCGAAAAGUCCUCGACCAAAAGCUCAGGAUGGAGUAAGAGCGAAUAUCCAGAAAAAGGUCACUGACUUUAAUGUUUCCGUCGAAGAGACCACACUAUCUAAAAAAAGGCCUGCAUCCAAAGUGCCUCGACCCGAUUUGGAUGAAGUAGACGAAACCCUAAAGCGAGACGAAUGCAUGCUGAGUGUUUCGGAUAAAGUAAGCAAGUUUAUUUCUACUGCAGAAAAGUUAACAUCCACCACCCCUCCUAAGAAAGUGAGCCUUUCAAAGAUUGACAUUCAACCCACAUUGAACGAGCCAACUCCCUCACCCACUAAAAGCGAUAGAAAAUCGCCGGAGAAAAACAUUACCAAAAAGCUCAUAGAAACUGAAAAGAUACAAGAAACAAAUGUUCGAAUAUCGCCUGAAAGAAGCAGGUCGCCCUCUCCAGGGCAAAAGACUCCAAACAGACGACCAUCCAAUCAGUACUCCAGUAUACUGCAUACAGAGUCAACAGAAAGGAGAUAUUCGCCUUCAGAUCGAUUUUCACCGGACUCUACACCUAAGUCCACGCGAAGGCCUUCACAAGAGGAACCAAACCCUAAAAUCAGCAGCGCAACUAGACUCAGAAGCACUGAGAGUAUUAAGAAAGCAAAAGCACUGUUUGAAAAUGUCGAUUCUAAGGAAACGAAGUGGCAGAAAGAUAUUUUAUCUAGGCCAUCUGUGUUCGAGGGUAAGAAGACGGCGAAAACAGAGAAAAACUUUAAUGUGGAGGACAAGGAGGAGAUUACCACUAAGAAACUGUCUUUGAAAAAAGUUACAGAUGAUUCAGGGGCAACCAGGACUACGAAAGUGAGUGAAACAACAUCCAGAAGAUCGCAAUCGCCAAAGAAAUCACCUCAGCGAGUUGCAUCUCCUGAAAGAAUCCAAGUGAAGAGAUUCAGAUCAAGAUCCCCCGAUAAAAUUCCCGACAUCAUCGAACCCCAGCCGGAAAUUGUUAGCAGUAAAUCCCGAAGUCGAGAACCAACUCCCGAUGGCGAUUUACCACAUUACAUGAAACCGUUAGAUAGAAGCCUAAGACCGAACAGUCCUCAUCGAGAUGGUUCUAGUCCAACUAAACCUCAACCUGUAGAACAGGAUGCUAGAUCAACUCGGUUUGGGGUUACAUUGAGAAGAACUGAUUCGGGCCGGACCAUAAAGACAACAGAGAAUUCUGCUAUAACCGAAAGAAGGAAAAGCAGUAUUAUCUUGGAGAAGCGGAUCACUGAGGAGGAAAUUGAGGAGAUUUUUGAAUUGGAAGUUUUGGAGGAAUUGCUUGAAAAAAUAACUGGCUACGAACUGAGAAGGAAGAUUCGCACCCAAAUUCGCCUAGUAAAAAAGCUGAUAACAGAAGGUACCCUAGAAGAGUACAUUACGAAAAGAAAAUCAGUAUCACGUGAGGCCAUUACUCGAAGAGGUUCCAGCCCAUCUAAAGCUCCGAAACCCGAAACUACAACCAGCUCUACUGAAUAUCAGUCGACCUAUACAAGGAAAGUUAGUCCAGAGCGUAAAGUCGUCGACUCCAAUAAGCUAUACAAGCAUUCCGGACUCGUCGACAGGCGAAGAAGUAGCUUGGAAACGACUACCGAAUAUCAGUCAUCCUACUCGCAUGAUGAACGCAGAUCUUCCACUGAAAUUACAUCAGUGUCGAGAAAAAGCUCGAGUCCUCAAAGAACUAGUUCCAAAACCACCGAGUUUCUCCCUUCGGAUAAAGUGACUACGACUACAACCACAGAAAACAUCCCCGGAGGAACCCGAUCGACCACAACCAAAACCACAGAAAGAACGUUUACCACUUUGAAAAAAACAGUGCCCCCUGCAAAAGCACCGAUGUCCGCUUCACAGCCAGAAUGGGUGAGGCAGCGAAAUUUGAAAAACACCAGAGAAACUGCCGCUACCACUGUUAAAAAGAGCACAAACACUUCUACCAGCACAUCCAAGAAGUUUACUUCCAGAAUCAGCCCGGCAAAGGAAAUUAAGGGCACGGAUAUUAUCACGUCCAGUUAUGGCGUAGGACCAACAGACGAAAAUGGUACACCUUUAUUUGGACUGAAGGCUCUGAGGGCACAGAAUAAAAAUGAAAAAACAAAAGUUCAAGGAACAGUGAUUCGAAGUGAAUAUUACUCGGAAAACGAUCAAGAGCCGGUGGGCCAAGUGAGCGUUACGAAAUAUUCGACCGAUCCGAGAGACUUGGAACAAGACGGAAUUAUUGCCGUUGAUGGAAAAGUGUCCAGCGUUACCACCACCCAGAAAUUUGGAUAUAAAGAUACACCGUCUUUGAAAAGUCUCACCGACAAGAAAAAGGAAAUAUGCGACACCACCGAAACAUCGACAACUAAAACCACUAAAGUUAAUCGCAGAGGUUCAGUCAAAGAAAUCUCAAAGAAAUUCAUUGAUAAUGCAGUUGAAACUUUGAAGAGUGAACGGCAAACAACCUAUCCAAAGGCAGGUUUGAUCUUGCGAAGUUCCAGCUUCAAAAGUACGAACGGCGAAGGUGAAUUGGAUAGCAGAGAAUCAUCUCCAGCUGAAGACAGACAAACAACAAGCAGUGUUGUAACAAUGUCUACCAUGCAGACUUCCACCACUGGCGAGACGUUUUUGACUAACAAAAACAAGAUUUCUGGAGUGCGGGAUGUAUUAACAAGAAUGAAAAAUGAAAAUUACGUGGAGGGAGACACUGACGAAGAUAUUGCAGCCAGAGGACUGUUAAAUAAGUUUACAGGAGCACAGGUAAUAUUGUCUGGAAUGGAGGGAUGUGCUAAAUCUUCAACUGCAAAAUCCUCAACGUCUUCUCCAACUUCCAGUGUCAGAAGAUCGACAAAAAUAACCACAACUAUCACGGAAAACGGAAAGCCAACAGUUACGACCAGAGUUUUCCAACGUCCAGUGACAGAGAAGGAACUUCAGACAGUUUGGGACGAGCAAACCCUUCAAUUACUGUUAGAGCAAAGCACCGACUACGAGGAACGUCGAGUUAUCAGGGCACGAUUGCGCCAAGUAAUGGCGGAACAAGAAGCAUGCACGGCAUUGGUUGACGAAGCCACCAAAGGGGAGGAACCGAAGACGCCCACCACCCCCAUUGUACCCGGACAAUUAGAGGAAGCCGUGGAGACCACCAAAGAAGUCAAGAAGGAAGGUGACGUCACUACUACAAACGUUACCACAACAGUUACCCAACAGCAAGUGAGAGCCCCUAAACCCAUGUCACCAUUUGCCAAGUUUCGCCAAUUGGACAAGCAAAACAGUAUCAAUAAACCAACACCUCCAAGCACCCCGGGCACUCCCCGAGGCUCUGGGCCCCUCUUUAAAUUCACCGAUCCGGCCCUGACGCAGUCCGCGAGCACAAUUAAAGACCGCCUCUUGCACUGGUGUCGGAUGAAGACUAAGGAGUACGAGAACAUUCAACUGGACAACUUCUCAAGCAGCUGGGCAGAUGGACUAGCCUUUUGUGCAUUGAUUCACCACUUCUUGCCGGAAACUUUCGACUACAGCAUCCUCACGCCCAAAGAACGCAGACAUAAUUUUGAGCUGGCCUUCCGAAUUGCAGAUGAGAAAGCCGAUAUUUAUCCUUUAUUGGACGUAGAGGACAUGUUAGAAACACGAAGACCCGACUGGAAGUGCGUUUUCACCUAUGUACAAUCCAUUUACAGACGUUUCAAAGACGACGAUUAAAUUAUUAAAAUAUACUUUUUAUAAUUUUAUACUGCCAAAAGGUCUAGUAGCUGUAAUUUCUUUAUAAUUUACCCAUUUAAGUACAGAACUGAUACGAUGAACAAGAUGUGUAAAUAUUUGUAAAAAUAUGUUUACAAUAACAAAAUUAUUUUCAUUGGGUAAAUUAUGAAAAAAUAUUAAUUAACUGUAAAUUUAAUGUUUGUUUUGUUUGAUAUUAAAUAUUUGUGAAGCUGUUUUAUAUGUUCCUUUUAUAAUAAUUGUUAAAAUUUGUGGUGCUUUUUUAUUAAUCGCUACUGUGAUUGAUUAUUUUCGUACUGAACCAUAAAAAAGCAUUUUAAGUGAUCUUUAGAUCUCUCGAUAUAUUUUUGUUUCCGUUUAGAUACCAGACUUUUAUAUUUUGCCCAGCUGUUUCUAUCCAUACAAUUAAGUUUUUACCUAGUUUACUUGCACAUGAAUGAGUUUUUACUCUAUUAGAUUUUUAACUUUCACUUAGACGUUUUGCUUAUUUAUUUGAAUCUUGUUAAGGGAUGUUGCAGAAAGCUUGGUAUUUUGCUUCUAACAUUACAUUGUAUAACAAAAAGCCAUUUUUGCCAUUGCAUUGUAUUACACUAUUAUCCAAGAUGAUAAUUUUACAGCUAUUUCUAUGUGCCUUAAUUGUUAUAGUCCCGCAUUUUAAAAUAAACCUUACCGACUAAAUAUACAUUUAUAUACAGAGAAUCUAACAAAAAUAUAUAAUAAUUGUUUAA
Messenger RNA from Dendroctonus ponderosae (mountain pine beetle), 10748 nucleotides. Its product is annotated as serine/arginine repetitive matrix protein 2. Gene Ontology annotation, biological process: actin cytoskeleton organization. Gene Ontology annotation, cellular component: filamentous actin; microtubule organizing center. The transcript is spliced from 23 exons. The record is from RefSeq and is a predicted model, not a curated record. Gene Ontology annotation, molecular function: protein binding. The coding region runs from base 301 to 10002 and encodes 3233 amino acids. NCBI's taxonomy places the organism in Eukaryota, Metazoa, Arthropoda, Insecta, Coleoptera, Curculionidae.